GGCGGGGCCAGCCGCCCGCUCGGCUCAGGGGCUGUCGGCGCUUAUUGACCCGGCAGCCGCCGCGCCGCCGCUGUCUCCUCCUGCUCGUAGCAGGCGGUGCUGGAGCGCCAAGUGGCGCUGGAGAACCGGCGCUUCCUUUCGCCGCUGCCGCCGCCAUCUCCGCGUUUGUGGGGCGGGAAAGAGGGAGGGGGAUCGCGGCUGCAGCUGGAGCGGGCUUCUCUCCGGGGACGGUCCUUUUCUCCCUGCUCUCCUUUUCCUUCUCCCCGCGUUGCCACCGCCCGCCCCCUGCACCUCCCCGCGCAGCCUGGGUUCGGGAGGGGGAAGGUAGAGACGGCUGGGGGCGGGAGAGGCCGGCAAGCGGAUGCUAGCUCUGAGGAAACUCAUCAAUUCGUGCGCCCCGGAGUCUAGGGUACACACCGGCCCAGCGGCAGCGGCGGCGGCGGCGGCAGGAAGGGGCUCAGUUGGGGGAGGCGGGGGCGGUGCCGCGGGGGCGGGCCCGACCGUCCCGGCUAGAAGUUGUAGGGCUAGGCUCUUCACGACCCUGUUCCUUUCUCCUCCGCUUCUCUGACCUAGCUGCGCGGCCCCGGCCCGGGAACUGCCGAACCCGCGCCUCCCCUGGGUGAGGAGGACACGCCUGCCCUCGUCGAGAAAACUUUUCCUGCCGACUCAGUUGGCGCGGCGGUGGCAGGAAGUGCGGGCAGCGACCUCUCCUCCGCCUGCCCCGCGCGCCCUGCCGGAGGUCGGCGCUGAGCUUACGAUCAAGUUUGUAGGGGCCCCUUCCCAGCUGCCGGCGAGUCUCGCCUCGAGAGGGGCGCCCGGCCCCGGGGAGGGCAGCAGGCCAGGGCGAAGGCCAAGGGCGUGUGGUGGCGCCGGAGACUAGGUGCGGAGCACGGCUGGGACUCGCACCCGCAGCCGACAGCGCGGAGGGCGCGCAGCCUGGGAGAAGGGAGCCUCCGGCGGCUGCUUCCUGGAGUCAACAGUCCGCUGUCUCCUCUGGCUGAGGACAGUGUCCUGGCCCCGAGUCUAUCGAGGAAAAUGAAGUUAAGCCGCCAGUUCACCGUGUUCGGCAGUGCGAUCUUCUGUGUGGUGAUUUUCUCGCUUUAUCUGAUGCUGGACCGGGGUCACUUAGACUACCCCAGGAACCCGCGCCGCGAGGGCUCCUUUCCUCAGGGCCAGCUCUCAAUGUUGCAAGAAAAAAUAGACCAUUUGGAGCGUUUGCUGGCUGAGAAUAAUGAGAUCAUCUCAAAUAUUAGAGACUCAGUCAUCAAUUUGAGUGAAUCUGUGGAGGAUGGUCCGAAAAGUUCACAAAGCAAUUUCAGCCAAGGUGCUGGCUCACGUCUUCUGCCCUCACAAUUAUCCCUCUCAGUUGACACUGCAGACUGUCUGUUUGCUUCACAAAGUGGAAGUCACAAUUCAGAUGUGCAGAUGUUGGAUGUUUACAGUCUAAUUUCUUUUGACAAUCCAGAUGGUGGAGUUUGGAAGCAAGGAUUUGACAUUACUUAUGAAUCUAAUGAAUGGGACACUGAACCCCUUCAAGUCUUUGUGGUGCCUCAUUCCCAUAACGACCCAGGUUGGUUGAAGACUUUCAAUGACUACUUUAGAGACAAGACUCAGUAUAUUUUUAAUAACAUGGUCCUAAAGCUGAAAGAAGACUCACGGAGGAAGUUUAUUUGGUCUGAGAUCUCUUACCUUUCAAAGUGGUGGGAUAUUAUAGAUAUUCAGAAGAAGGAUGCUGUUAAAAGUUUAAUAGAAAAUGGUCAGCUUGAAAUUGUGACAGGUGGCUGGGUUAUGCCUGAUGAAGCCACUGCACAUUAUUUUGCCUUAAUUGAUCAACUAAUUGAAGGACAUCAGUGGCUGGAAAAUAAUAUAGGAGUGAAACCUCGGUCCGGCUGGGCUAUUGAUCCCUUUGGACACUCACCAACAAUGGCUUAUCUUCUAAACCGUGCUGAACUUUCUCACAUGCUUAUCCAGAGAGUUCAUUAUGCAGUUAAAAAACACUUUGCACAGCAUAAAACAUUGGAGUUUUUUUGGAGACAGAAUUGGGAUCUGGGAUCUGUCACAGAUAUUUUAUGCCACAUGAUGCCCUUCUACAGCUAUGACAUCCCUCACACUUGUGGACCUGAUCCUAAAAUAUGCUGCCAGUUUGAUUUUAAACGGCUUCCUGGAGGCAGAUUUGGUUGUCCCUGGGGAGUCCCCCCAGAAACAAUACAUCCUGGAAAUGUCCAAAGCAGGGCUCAAAUGCUACUAGAUCAGUACCGAAAGAAGUCAAAGCUUUUUCGUACCAAAGUUCUCUUGGCUCCACUAGGAGAUGAUUUCCGCUACUGUGAAUACACAGAAUGGGAUUUACAGUUUAAGAAUUAUCAGCAGCUUUUUGAUUAUAUGAAUUCUCAGUCCAAGUUUAAAGUUAAGAUACAGUUUGGAACUUUAUCAGAUUUUUUUGAUGCACUGGAUAAAGCAGAUGAAACUCAGAGAGACAAGGGCCAAUCGAUGUUCCCUGUUCUAAGUGGAGAUUUUUUCACUUAUGCUGAUCGAGAUGAUCAUUAUUGGAGUGGCUAUUUUACAUCCAGACCCUUUUACAAACGAAUGGAUAGAAUCAUGGAAUCUCAUUUAAGGGCUGCUGAAAUUCUUUACUAUUUCGCCCUGAGACAAGCUCACAAAUACAAGAUAAAUAAAUUUCUCUCAUCAUCGCUUUACACGGCACUGACAGAAGCCAGGAGGAAUUUGGGACUGUUUCAACAUCAUGAUGCUAUCACAGGAACUGCAAAAGAUUGGGUGGUUGUGGAUUAUGGUACCAGACUUUUUCAUUCAUUAAUGGUUUUGGAGAAGAUAAUUGGAACUUCCGCAUUUUUUCUUAUUUUGAAGGACAAACUCACAUAUGACUCUUACUCUUCUGAUACCUUCCUGGAGAUGGAUUUGAAACAAAAAUCACAAGAUUCUCUGCCACAAAAAAAUAUAAUAAGGCUGAGUGCGGAGCCAAGGUACCUUGUGGUCUAUAAUCCUUUAGAACAAGACCGAAUCUCGGUGGUCUCAGUCUAUGUGAGUUCCCCCACGGUGCAAGUGUUCUCUGCUUCAGGAAAACCUGUGGAAGUUCAAGUCAGUGCAGUUUGGGAUACAGCAAAUACUAUUUCAGAAACAGCCUAUGAGAUCUCUUUUCGAGCACAUAUACCACCAUUGGGACUGAAAGUGUAUAAGAUUUUGGAAUCAGCAAGUUCAAAUUCACAUUUAGCUGAUUAUGUCUUGUAUAACAAUAAAGUAGAAGAUAGAGGAAUUUUCACCAUAAAGAAUAUGAUAAAUACUGAAGAAGGUAUAACACUAGAGAACUCCUUUGUUUUACUUCGGUUUGAUCAAACUGGACUUAUGAAGCAAAUGAUGACUAAAGAAGAUGGUAAACACCAUGAAGUAAGUGUGCAAUUUUCAUGGUAUGGAACCACGAUUAAAAGAGACAAAAGUGGUGCCUACCUCUUCUUACCUGAUGGUAAUGCCAAGCCUUAUGUUUACACAACACCGCCCUUUGUCAGAGUGACACAUGGAAGGAUUUACUCGGAAGUGACUUGCUUUUUUGACCAUGUUACUCAUAGAGUCCGACUAUACCACAUACAGGGAAUAGAAGGACAGUCUGUGGAAGUUUCCAAUAUUGUGGACAUCCGAAAAGUAUAUAACCGUGAGAUUGCAAUGAAAAUUUCUUCUGAUAUAAAAAGCCAAAAUAGAUUUUAUACUGACCUAAAUGGAUACCAGAUUCAACCUAGAAUGACACUGAGCAAAUUGCCUCUUCAAGCAAAUGUCUAUCCCAUGACUACAAUGGCCUAUAUCCAGGAUGCCAAACAUCGUUUGACACUGCUCUCUGCUCAGUCUUUAGGCGUUUCAAGUUUGAAUAGUGGUCAGAUUGAAGUUAUCAUGGAUCGAAGACUCAUGCAAGAUGAUAAUCGUGGCCUUGAGCAAGGUGUCCAGGAUAAUAAGAUUACAGCUAAUCUAUUUCGAAUACUACUAGAAAAAAGAAGUGCAGUUAAUACGGAAGAAGAAAAGAAUUCGGUCAGUUAUCCUUCUCUCCUUAGCCACAUAACUUCUUCUUUCAUGAAUCAUCCAGUCUUUCCAAUGGCAAAUAAGUUCUCCUCACCUACCCUUGAUCUGCAAGGUGAAUUCUCUCCAUUACAGUCAUCUUUGCCUUGUGACAUUCAUCUGGUUAAUCUGAGAACAAUACAGUCAAAGGUGGGCAGUGGGCAUUCCAAUGAGGCAGCUUUAAUCCUCCACAGAAAAGGAUUUGAUUGUCGGUUCUCUAGCAAAGGCACAGGGCUGUUUUGUUCUACUACUCAGGGAAAGAUGUUGGUACAGAAACUUUUUAACAAGUUUAUUGUCGAAAGUCUCACACUUUCAUCAUUAUCCUUGAUGCAUUCACCUCCCGGCACUCAGAAUAUAAGUGAGAUCAACUUGAGUCCAAUGGAAAUCAGCACAUACCGAAUCCGGUUGAGGUGAACCUGACUUUCACAUUUAGAUUGAGAAUCAUUGGCUUUUAUACCUUUCUUGGUUUGACGUGCAAUAAAGAAGCACAUUAUUUUAGCUUCUGGCUACUGUGAGAAGAUAAAUUCUGUGAUUCUGUGAUUUUUUUUUUUCUUUUACCACUAGAGUAAGAAAAAAAGAAAAAAAAGCCAUGCUAUCGGUCAAGUUUCUUUUUUUUUAAACUUCCUCCCAUGAACUACCACCAUCAGUAUGAAUUGAUGCAACAAAUGAAGGAAUAUUUAAAGACAGCCUCUCAACAGAUUGUAUCUCAGGUUAAAUGCUAACUAAUUAUGUCUGUGUUGGGGGUUGUGAAGAGAUUCUUACAAUAUCUGUGUGCUGAUCCUUCAUUAGUUUUACAAAAAUACCUAUUUGGCUGAAAUGGAAUAAAGUGUUUGUGGGUAAAAGCUAAUGGCCAAAAUGGUUGCAAUCAUUCAUACUAGUUUGAAAAAUUAUGUGUUGAAAUAAGUGGAAAAGUGCAAUCUAUCCACCCUUAUGAUUAACAUAGUUGAUUUUUAUACCUUUUUCUGGUGUACCUCUUGACCUUUUCCUUCCCUUCCUACCCUUUCUAAGUAUUUCCAGAAAUACCUGAUUUUGAAUCAUUCAACAGUAGAAAAAGAGGCAUACUUUCAUUACUUGACAAUGUGGGAUGGGUGCAAUUUAUUCCAUCUUCACUAAAAUAGAAGCAAUUCCAUAGGUACCAUAAACCUAUUUUAGGUACCACAAGGUGUCUUUUUACACAGCUCAUUUGAAUACAGGUGUUCUGAGAAGGGGUUUCUAUUUUAAAAUUACCAUAUCAAAAUAAAUGUGCCUUAUUUUUUUAUAAGUCUUGUUAAAUCAGUGUCCAUAUUACUGUCUGGGGAAGGGGGAAUGUUGCGGGAUCGGGGAGAGGGGUGGGUACUUUCUAUGACACAUAAAUUGUGUAAUUUUUGCCUGACAAUGCUGGUCACAUUCUGAUCUGUUUCAUUAAAUUUGUGGUGAUGUUACUCUAAACAUUUUGACUAUUUGAAUGUACUGAGAUGUCGGAAAACAAAAUAAGGAAGGAAAAUAUUGUUAAUUAAAAUAUGCUGCUGCCAAGGAAACUGCAACUUGAAGCAAGGAUUUUGUAAAAUGCAAAAUCCAGCUACUGUUUCCAUUUCACAGUAGUUAACUAUAUUAAAGAGAGAAUGCUUUAAAAUUGAUCUUGUUUUGAAACCCACUUUUAUGUAGCUCAUCAUGGUUUAUCUAACUAAGGAAUAUGUUUGUUCAUUCAAUUCUCAACUUUUGUAUGUGCUAACCUUAAUGAAGUUCUGAGCCCAUGUGCCAUUACAGUGCUUUUAAUAAAAUUUAUUUGGGAUUAUUGUUUCCUUAACAUUAAAAUAAUAGCAACAUUUAGACUAUUCAGUUUUAGCAUAGAAAGGAGUCUUUGAGUAUGUACAGUUUUGAAAAUUCUCUUUGAGUUAAUCGAUUUCGUAUUCUGUGGCUUUCAACCUCCAUUUACCUUUUGUCUUUCCAACAUCUUUAUAGAGAAAUAAAAACCCAAUUUCUCUUUCACCAUAUAGUUUGAUUAUCAUCUGGAUUUUGACUCAAGAUGCAGCUCCCAAGAUUAUUGUUACGUUAAAUUCAUAAACUCAUUUGCCUUUAAUAAUUAAGGAAACAAUACCAGUGUUGAUAAAGAUAUUACAAGGGGUAAUUUCAUGCAAUAAACAUGUACUGUAAGUUUUCUUCCACAUUUUUUGGGAAAAAACUAAAAAAAGAAGAAGGACUUCCUUUUUGUGGACAUCUACAGAUGUUAGGGUUGCCAGAAGCAAACCCCAGGAAUGAGAUUAGUAUUUUCAUUGCAUCUUAAAUGUAAAACCUUCCUGUGGGAGUUCAGUGUGUUCUGUGGUUAAGUGGGUGUGCUUAAUCAUUCUGGAAAUUCUGAUCAGAUGAAAUUAAAAAACAAAAAAUCUUGAUGCAAUAACAGUGAUUUUGCCACUUCUGGUUGUUUGAGAUGGAUCUGUCCCAUGUUAGUCUGGGGUUUUAUUCAGCUUGUGUUGCUACCAGCAGUUCACAGGUAAAGCAGAAAUUCUCUUUAACCAGCAAGUUUCUGCUUUUUAAAGUUACUUUUAGAAUAAAUCAUCAGGGAAAUGAAGAGAGGAUGCUUUUGCUUUAGGUUGUGGUCAAAAACUGAUUAAAUAAUGUAAUGUCUCUGGCACACACUAAAAACCAUACACUUCAGUUGUGAUCUCAGUGGCAUAUUUAUUUGGUUAGGUUUCAUUACAUUUAUUAUUACAGAUGUUCAAUUGACCAAAUAGUUCAGUGUUUUCUUUCCUUUUUUUGGAAAUUUUGAGUUUGUGACUGCAGUGUUCAAGAACUCAGCAUCCUUAUUUUCUACAAAUACUGAUUAAAAUAAAAUGCUGUAAAAUGCGUUGUAAAACAUUAUCAUGAUCUUCCCAUACCUUUGUUGUACUUGUGCCGAAAUGUUUUUAUAUUCCUUUGUCUAGAAGAAAAUGUUUGCCUUCAUUUUGAUCAUUUUGUUCACCUUGGAAUCAACAGGUUUUGAUAUUUUUCUCUUGGAAGAUUUUAUAUCUUUUUGGGAAUAUGUAAUAUAAGAUCUCUAAUAAAAGAUAAUCUUAUCAUGUA
Cercocebus atys (sooty mangabey) is the source of this 7095-nucleotide messenger RNA. RefSeq names its product mannosidase, alpha, class 2A, member 1 (gene MAN2A1). Gene Ontology annotation, cellular component: Golgi membrane. The record is from RefSeq and is a predicted model, not a curated record. NCBI's taxonomy places the organism in Eukaryota, Metazoa, Chordata, Mammalia, Primates, Cercopithecidae. Bases 1036 to 4470 code for a protein of 1144 amino acids. Gene Ontology annotation, molecular function: alpha-mannosidase activity; carbohydrate binding. Gene Ontology annotation, biological process: N-glycan processing; mannose metabolic process; protein deglycosylation. The transcript has 22 exons.